GCCUCAGCCCCUUCACUUCCUUGUUCCUUUACUGGAAAGGCUAAAGAGGCCCUGCUGCGUUAUUCGGAGUAAACAACGAAGUGAAAAGUUUGAGGAAAAGUCCUUCUGAAAUGUCUAUGGACCCAGAGAUUGAUGCGCAAUGGAAGAAAAUACAAGAGAAAACCUUCACCCGAUGGGUAAACGAGCAGCUUAAAGUGCAGAAAGUUGCGGUCAAGAGCCUCUCCACGGAUUUCGGUGAUGGGGUCCUCCUGAUUGUACUGCUGGAGGUAUUGUCACAGAAGAGCGUAGGGAAAUAUAACAAGAAGCCACGGGUCCACGCGCAAAAAAUGGAAAACCUGGAGAAAGUUCUGAAUUUCAUUGGCUCAGAGGGAAUCAAGCUUGUCAACAUUGGCAGUGGUGAUAUUAUCGAAGGUAAUCUUAAGCUCAUUCUUGGUCUUGUUUGGACCCUAAUCCUCCAUUACCAAAUCAGCAUGGGAUUUAAUAUUGACGAUGAUGACGAUGGCGGCCAAAAGAAAAGUGGAAAACAAGCACUGCUGGAGUACAUACAGAAAAAAAUUCCACAAAAGAAUAUCAAGAAUUUCACGUCCGACUGGAAUGACGGGACGGCUAUUGCAGCUUUGGUUGAUGCUCAUGCUCCAGGCCUCUGCCCUGAUGCUGAUACAAUGGAUCCUAACAAUUCACUCCAAAACGCAAGCCGUGCUAUGCAGUUGGCUGACGACUGGCUUGGUAUUCCACAGGUGCUUGGACCAGAGGACAUGACUAAUCCUCAUGUUGAUGAGUUGAGUAUGAUGACAUAUCUUUCACAGUUUCCUGAUGCUGAGCUCAAGGAAGGGGCACCAAUUGGAGCCAGUGCUGCUCCACCCACUGAUAUUACAAAGGUCAAGGUUGAUGGCCCUGGAGUAACUGGUAAUGGGGCACAGACAGGAAAACCAGCUCCAAUCAAUGUUGAUUGUGGUGAGUCUGGUGUUGCUCCUAUAUCUGCCAUAGUGACUGGACCUGAUGGACAACCUAAGGAGAUCGACUUUGAGCCCAGUUCUAAAGGCUCUGAUAAGUUCAAUGGGUCUUACGUCCCUGAUGCUCCUGGAGUCUACAACGUUGAAGUAAAGUUUGAUGGUGAGCCUUUACCAAGUGGUCCGUUCCAAGUUGCCAUUGGUGAUCCCAGUGCAGUGCGUCUUGAUGGUGAUGGCUUAGAGCGUGCCUUUGUUGGAAAGGAUCACGACAACAUUAUUGAUGUUUAUACAGAGAAUGCCGGCCCUGGAGAUAUUGCUGUCGAUUUUAAGAGUCCACCAGGCGCAGGCCCUGUUGAAUAUGACGUUAAGAAAAUAGAUGAUAACCAUCACCAGAUCUGCUACCACGUUGAUCAAGGUCCAGGUGACUAUGAAGCUAAUGUUCUUUAUAACGGUGUUCCAGUUGAAGACAAGCCUCGUGUAAUACCUUCUAUUGAUCUUGAUAAAGUUAUCGUAAAAGGUCCUGGUAUCGAAUCAGGAAAUCCUGCUAAAUCUAAAACCACAUUUGAUGUUGAUGCACGUAGAGCCGGCGAUGCUGAUAUGAAAGUAUCUAUAACUGAUCCUGAUAAUGAGGAGGUACCUUUUGAGAUCACGCCACUGGCAAAGAAUGCAUACCGAGUUACUUACACUCCAGUGAAGGAAGGCAAUCACACUGUUGACGUCCAAUACGCAGACAAGGAGCUAAAGGAUUCACCUUAUAAAGUCCUCAUUGAUGAGCCAGGGUAUGUCAAGUGUAGUGGAGAUGGUUUACACCACGCUAUCGCUAACGAGCCAGCUCAUUUUGUCGUUGAUGCCACUAAAGCUGGGGAAGGCCAACUUGGCCUUCAAAUGGAGGGGCCCGCUGAGGUUGCUGAUGUGCAGUGUGAGCCAGGGCCUGAACCAGGAAUGUUUAAUGUCACAUAUAAAGCACCAAGGCCUGGAUCUUAUAAGAUCAACGUUAAGUUCAAUGAUGAGCCAGUCCCUGGGGCACCUUUUGAAGUGAGUGUUGACAGUGGAAGAGGUGAUCCUGAUGCUUCAAAAUGUCUCGUUACUGGUAUUGAUAAGCCUGGCUCAUUUGAAGUUGAUUGCAAGAAUGCAGGUGGUACAGGCCACCUUGAAGUAGGCGUGUCUGGUGCUUAUGUUCCUGCUGAUUAUAUUGCUGUUAAGCAUAAUGGUGAUUACACAUUCAGUGUCUCGUAUCAUAUAUCUGAUCCUGGUGAGACAACAAUUACUGUCAAGUGGCAUGGCAAAGAUUUAGAAGGAAGUCCUUUCAUCAUCCAAACAAAAUAGACUGGGUCUCUCGUGACAAUAAUACAAUCUAUAUCAUUCCUUGAAUCAUUAGCUUUGUUAGUUUUUAGAAUUUUUAUGUUAGAUAAUUUUAGUGGUUUUUGUUCUUUCAAUUUUUAAAUAAUGAUUGACUAGUCUUUACUUUA
This is a messenger RNA of Amphimedon queenslandica, 2419 nucleotides long. Its product is annotated as filamin-A-like. NCBI's taxonomy places the organism in Eukaryota, Metazoa, Porifera, Demospongiae, Haplosclerida, Niphatidae. The record is from RefSeq and is a predicted model, not a curated record. Gene Ontology annotation, molecular function: actin filament binding. Gene Ontology annotation, biological process: actin cytoskeleton organization. The transcript has 5 exons. The coding region runs from base 111 to 2276 and encodes 721 amino acids.